AUGACUUCCUACCUCAUCACCGGGGCGUCUCGUGGGAUUGGCCUUGAACUGGCCCGGCAGUUGGUCGAGUCUAACGCCGAAAUCACCAUUUUUGCUGCAGCCCGAUCUACCACCGCGCCUGGGUUUCAACAACUAUUGGAAAGGCAUCCAACGCAGAUCAUACACGUGCCGCUGGACGUGACAAGCGAGGAUAGCAUUAAAGCGGCGGUGUCACUUGUGGCCUCAAAGCUUAACGGCCAGGGCUUGGAUGUGCUAAUUAAUAACGCGGGCGUCAUGAACUCGGGGCGCCUUGAGGACAUGACCGAUCUUGACGAAACCUUCCGGGUCAAUGUCAGCGGCGUCCACUCUCUUACGCGGGCGUUUCUGCCAAUUAUGAGGGAGGGCCGGGAGAAGAAGAUCCUGAAUAUGUCUUCCACGGUCGGCUCCAUUGCCUUGCAUCAAGUCUUCCGUAUGACGCCUGUGCCUUCAUACAAGGUCACAAAGGCCGCAUUGAACAUGCUCACGGUGCUCUAUGCCGAUGAACUGAAGGAUGAAGGCUUCACUGUCUUCUGUGUGAGCCCGGGUUGGCUGAAAACUGAUUUGGGGGGUGAGAACGCGGAUCUUCCUGUGGAAACCGGAGUCAAGUCAGUGUUGAAGAUUCUCUCGAGUGCUGGCCGAGAGGCCAACGGGCAGUUUUUCAAUAUUGAGGUGUCAGGAUGGGACAAAUACCAGGGAGAGAAGGUUCCCUGGUAG
Molecule: messenger RNA, 732 nt
Organism: Aspergillus puulaauensis
Lineage: Eukaryota; Fungi; Ascomycota; Eurotiomycetes; Eurotiales; Aspergillaceae
Product: SDR family oxidoreductase
Exons: 4
Coding region: 1-732 (243 amino acids)
Source: RefSeq, a predicted model, not a curated record